AUGGCAGGAGGAGGUGAUGAGCUGAAGCUGCUGGGCAUGUGGGCGAGCCCGUUCGUCCUACGGGUGAAGCUCGCGCUCAGCUUCAAGGGCCUGAGCUACGAGUACGUAGAGGAGGACCUCCGCAACAAGAGCGGCCUCUUGCUCAGCUCAAACCCAGUGCACAAGAAGGUGCCCGUCCUCAUCCAUAACGGCAAGCCCGUCUGUGAGCCGCAGGUCAUCGUGCAGUACCUCGACGAAGUCUACAGCGCAACAGGCCCCUCCUUCCUCCCCGUCGACCCUUACGAACGCGCCAUGGCGCGCUUCUGGGCCUCCUUCAUUGACGAAAAGUUCAUGGCGUCGUGGUUAAAGGCAGGAAGGGGCAAGACGGAGGAGGAGAGGGCGGAAGGGCUGAAACUGACGUUCGCGGCCGUAGAAACCUUGGAAGGGGCGUUCAAGGAGUGCUCCAAGGGAAAGCCCUUCUUCGGAGGCGACAGCGUCGGCUACCUGGACAUCGCGCUCGGGACCCUGGUAGCGUGGAUGCACACCGCCGAGGUGCGUCACGGUCUCAGGCUCUUCGAUGCCUCCAGGAGUCCGCUGCUGGAGAAGUGGGUGGAGCGCUUCGGCAAGCUGGACGAGGUCGUGGCUGUCCUGCCGGACAUCGACCGGUUCGUAGAGCACGCCAAGAUGAGGGAGGCCGAGGUUGCAGCUGCUGCCGGAAACAACUGA
Molecule: messenger RNA, 705 nt
Organism: Miscanthus lutarioriparius
Lineage: Eukaryota; Viridiplantae; Streptophyta; Magnoliopsida; Poales; Poaceae
Source: the annotation of a GenBank genome assembly